CUCCCAAGGAGGCCCAGCUGCUGGCUGCCGCAUCUGCUGGCAGCGGCGAAAACGCUCCCAAAUAGAUUCGGGGGCUACGCAAAACACAGCGAUUCGAGGGGCUGCCCGCCGGCCCUGAGUCGGAGCGGUCUCAGACAGGGGAGCAUGGCAGCCCUCCCCCGCCCCCGCACCCACUACGCCGCCGCCGCCGCGAAUCGCUGGCUCCUCCCCGAAGAGAUCCUCGACCUCUUGACCCACGCCGGCCGCCUGAACCUCCAGACGUCCGGCGCGGCGCCGGACCGGCCGCCGAGUGGCGCGUGCUACCUGUUUGAUCGACGGGUCUGCCGACGCUUCCGGGCCGACGGCCACGGCUGGACGAGCCGCGGCGAUAGUAAUCGCGUGCGCGAGGACCACGUGCGGCUCCGCGUGGACGGUACUCCGAGAGUGGCCGCGGCACAUGCCCACCACGCCGACGACCCGCAGUUCCACCGGAGGACCUACCAGCUCAUCGACGAGGGGGCGCCGUUGUCCUUGGUCCACUAUCGCCGCGUCUUGCCAAGAGAGGCCGGGGCGCGCGUCGUCAGAAGGCGCGAAGCGGAGCGCCAGAGCGCGCUCCUACAAUCGUCGGCCAUGGACACGGACCUGAGCACGUGGGCGGCCGUCUUCGGCGAGGACGACACGAGCCACGAGUUACGAGCGUCGCCCGUCGCGGUGGACUGCCUGUCUUCUGUCAAGCAUCCACCGUCCACGAUCCAACGCGUCGAGCCGCCGCCGGCGCCUGUUGUGAAGAGGUCAAUAGCGGACGUCGCGCCCCGGCGGUGUGGCUUGGUGGAGACGACGUUCCUCAUUUGCGUCGACGCGCCGCUCGACCCCUUGCAAAGCGGGGAGCGGCUCGCGGUGCGGUUCAGCGGCGGCCUCGACGUCAUCACGCCCGCCACAAAAGUGAACCCCUACUGCGUGCGCUGCGUUUUGAAGCCGCAAGCCGCGGGCCGGGCGACUUUGGAAGUUGUCGCGGCGCGCGGGUCCAUCGCGCGGCCGCUGACGAAGGUUGAUGGGGACGGCGUGACCGUCGGGCCGCCGGCGCCCGCGGACGCGGCGCUGGACCAGGUGAGGCCUGCGCCAACGCCCGCGGACGCUGCGAUGGACGACGAGGCGCCGGUCGCAAACGAGGCGCGGCCGUCGAAGCGCGCGGCGACCGACGACGACGCCGCGCGGCGAAGGACGGACGAGGCGGCGACCGAACGGCCGGCGGACGGCGGCCGGCAAAGCUCCGCACCACGCGUCCCGCUGCACCUCGACGCCUUCGACGCGAACACUCUAUCAGCGUUAAGUGAUUCCGAGCUCGACGCGGCCGUCGAGCAGCUCAUGCUACGGGUGGUCGGCCAGAUGGGCCGGCUCGCCGCCACGCCGCAAGACCUGCGGGACGAAUUGGAUGCGCCCGAUGCUCACGGCCUGUCGUUGUGUCAUUACUGCGCGCUGUACGGUCUGGCGGACCUCGUGGACGCCCUCAUAUCAAAAGGCGCAUCACCUGAUGGGGCCCCUGGAUGCGGCGAGACGCCGUUGCAUCUCGCGGCGGCGGCGGGCAAGGGCGAGACGGUCUCCGUGCUGCUAAAGCGCGGCGCGGAUCCAGGGAGGAGGGACGCCCGGGGCCGGACGGCGCGCGACGUCGCUCAUGAUAGAGGACAUAUUCAACUCGCUGAAGCAUUGGGGUCCGAGACGACGCGGCGCCCGUCCCUCGAGGACGCGCCUUCUGUACCGUCCGAGGCGGCUUUACUGCAUAUGGCCUUCUCGUCGCUGUCCAUACGCGAGAAGUGCGCGUUGGCACUCGCGAAGAGGGAUAGAAGCGACAGUGUCUCCGUCAUCACGGACUCGAGCGACCAGGAGUCCUUGGAUGCGGCCGUGACGUUGCUCGCGCCGGACGAGCGCCAACUACUGGAAGCCGAGGCCGUGACCGUCACAGCAAAUGCCCGCGCGUGGAUCGCGCGGCGGCACUUCGUGAAAGUCAGGGAUGCGGCGCGAACCUUGGAGGCGCGCUGGCUCGAGCACCGGAAGCGGGAACGCUCGUCCCUCGAAAAGAUCCCCGAAGACAGUGAACCCCUCACGAAGUUCCAGGCCGCGGCGCGCGGCGCGCUCGCGCGCGGCCAGCUGGCCACGAUCAAGGCCCAGAUGCUCGCUUUAUUGGUCAUCUCGCGGGGGUUCCGGGAUAAGUUGAGGAAUCCUUAG
Pelagomonas calceolata is the source of this 2202-nucleotide messenger RNA. Lineage: Eukaryota; Pelagophyceae; Pelagomonadales; Pelagomonadaceae. The record is from the annotation of a GenBank genome assembly.